CAACUUAGGCCCUGCUGGGAGUAAGACAUUAGCCACCCACAGUCCUGGGCCUGCCUUUGCCUGCCAGGAGGAGACCCAGAACAGAUUCCCAGCUAAGAAGCAGGCUUCCCAGCCUUUACCCUGUGGGCCCAACGUGAAGAGCGUGAAGAGCGGCAUGCGGAGCCCCCUGGCUGGUCCUGUGUCUUUUGACCUACUGUUGACUGCUCCCAGGAGGCCCUGACGCCCUGGGGCACUUUUGCUCUGCACAGGACCUCGCUGGGGUUUGCCAUGGUGACAUAAAGGGGUGUAGAGGAAGGAAGGAGCAAGACCAGCCUGUAGACUGUGCCCCUGGCUGGGCGAAAGGGCCAGGGGCCCGGAACCUUCCCUCCACUGCCCUUGGACGCCUCACUUCCUAAGCCUCUGCGUCUCUCAGUCAGUAGACAACUUUUGGAACUCCUGUGUGAGGACUUCGGGGGACCAGGCCAGGCUGGGCCUCUGCUGAUUGAGAUCUCGGGGUCCAGAAUGCCUGCCCUGGCGUGCCUCCGGAGGCUGUGUCGGCACCUGUCCCCACAGGCUGUCCUGUUCCUGCUGUUCGUCUUCUGCCUGUUCAGCGUCUUUGUCUCUGCCUACUACCUGUAUGGUUGGAACCGGGGCCUCGAGCCCUCUGCAGAUGCUUCUGAGUCCGACUGUGGGGACCCGCCACCUGUCGCCCCGAGCCGUCUCCUGCCAAUCAAGCCCGUGCAGGCGGUCGCCCCUUCCCGAACAGACCCGCUGGUGCUGGUAUUUGUGGAGAGCCUUUAUUCACAGCUGGGCCAGGAGGUGGUGGCAAUCCUGGAAUCCAGUCGCUUCAAGUACCGGACAGAGAUUGCACCGGGCAAGGGGGACAUGCCCACACUCACGGACAAGGGCCGUGGCCGCUUCGCCCUCAUCAUCUAUGAGAACAUCCUCAAGUAUGUCAACCUUGACGCCUGGAACCGGGAGUUGCUGGACAAGUACUGUGUGGCCUACGGCGUGGGCAUCAUUGGAUUCUUCAAGGCCAAUGAGAACAGUCUGCUGAGUGCACAGCUCAAAGGCUUCCCUCUCUUCCUGCAUUCGAACCUGGGCUUGAAAGACUGCAGCAUCAACCCCAAGUCCCCACUGCUCUAUGUGACACGGCCCAGUGAGGUAGAGAAAGGUGUGCUGCCCGGAGAGGAUUGGACUGUGUUCCAGUCCAACCAUUCUACCUACGAACCUGUGCUUUUGGCCAAGACACGCUCCUCCGAGUCCAUCCCACACCUGGGUGCUGAUGCUGGCCUGCAUGCUGCGCUGCACGCUACUGUGGUUCAGGACCUGGGCCUCCACGACGGCAUCCAGCGUGUGCUGUUUGGCAACAACCUCAACUUUUGGCUGCAUAAGCUCGUCUUCGUGGAUGCUGUGGCCUUCCUCACAGGGAAGCGCCUCUCACUGCCUUUGGACCGAUAUAUCCUGGUAGACAUUGAUGACAUUUUUGUUGGCAAGGAGGGCACACGCAUGAAGGUAGAGGAUGUGAAGGCCCUGUUUGAUACACAGAAUGAACUUCGCACACAUAUCCCAAAUUUCACCUUCAACCUGGGCUACUCAGGGAAAUUCUUUCACACAGGUACGGAUGCUGAGGAUGCUGGCGACGAUCUGCUGCUGUCCUACGUGAAAGAGUUCUGGUGGUUCCCCCACAUGUGGAGCCACAUGCAACCCCACCUCUUCCACAACCAGUCUGUGUUGGCUGAGCAGAUGGCCCUGAACAAGAAGUUCGCUGUCGAGCAUGGCAUCCCCACAGAUAUGGGCUAUGCAGUGGCGCCCCACCACUCGGGUGUGUACCCUGUGCACGUGCAGCUGUAUGAGGCCUGGAAGCAAGUGUGGGGCAUCCGUGUGACCAGCACAGAGGAAUACCCGCAUCUGAAGCCUGCCCGGUACCGCCGCGGCUUCAUCCACAACGGCAUCAUGGUCCUCCCUCGGCAGACCUGUGGCCUCUUUACACACACCAUCUUCUACAACGAGUACCCUGGAGGCUCCAGUGAGCUGGACAAGAUCAUCAAUGGGGGCGAGCUCUUCCUCACCGUGCUCCUCAAUCCUAUCAGCAUCUUCAUGACACACUUAUCCAACUAUGGAAAUGACCGCCUGGGACUAUACACCUUCAAGCAUCUGGUGCGCUUCCUGCACUCCUGGACCAACCUGAGGCUGCAGACACUGCCCCCCGUGCAGCUGGCCCAGAAGUACUUCCAGAUCUUUUCUGAGGAGAAGGACCCGCUUUGGCAGGAUCCUUGUGAGGACAAACGCCACAAGGACAUUUGGUCUAAGGAGAAGACGUGUGACCGCUUCCCAAAGCUUCUCAUCAUUGGCCCCCAGAAAACAGGCACCACGGCCCUCUACCUGUUCCUGGGCAUGCACCCGGACCUCAGCAGCAACUACCCCAGCUCCGAGACCUUUGAGGAGAUCCAGUUUUUUAAUGGCCACAACUAUCACAAAGGCAUCGACUGGUACAUGGAGUUCUUCCCUAUUCCCUCCAACACCACCUCGGACUUCUACUUUGAGAAAAGUGCCAACUACUUUGAUUCAGAAGUGGCACCACGGCGAGCAGCUGCCCUAUUGCCCAAGGCCAAGAUUCUCAGCAUUCUCAUCAAUCCAGCCGACCGGGCUUAUUCCUGGUACCAGCACCAGCGAGCCCAUGAUGACCCAGUGGCCCUAAAGUACACCUUUCACGAGGUGAUCACAGCCGGUCCUGAUGCAUCCUCAAAGCUGCGUGCCCUCCAGAACCGGUGCCUGGUCCCAGGCUGGUAUGCCACUCACAUUGAACGCUGGCUCAGCGCCUUUCAUGCCAACCAGAUCCUGGUCCUGGAUGGCAAACUGCUGCGAACAGAACCUGCCAAAGUCAUGGACACGGUGCAGAAAUUCCUCGGGGUGACCAGCACCGUCGACUACCAUAAAACCUUGGCGUUUGAUCCAAAGAAAGGAUUUUGGUGCCAACUACUUGAAGGAGGAAAAACCAAGUGUCUGGGAAAAAGCAAGGGACGGAAAUAUCCAGAGAUGGACUUGGAUUCCCGAGCCUUCCUAAAGGAUUACUACCGGGACCACAACAUUGAGCUCUCUAAGCUGCUGUAUAAGAUGGGCCAGACACUGCCCACCUGGCUGCGGGAAGACCUCCAGAACACCAGGUAGCCUUGGCCACCACAGCCAGACACAACGCUUGUGUUCGCAGGGAUGUCCCGCCUCACACUGAGCCAGACUGACCUGCCGAGAAGGAUGCUGGGCCCAGCUGGCCAGAAGCGACAAGCAAUACUCUGCUGAGCCCCACGGGGGCCGGAAGCCCAGGCAGGUCUGCAAGCGCCUCAGAGCAUCCACCGCUGGAUGCGUGGCCUGUGGGACCUCUGUGGUACCGGAGGUCCAUUCCGUUCCUUUGCAGCCUCCCUGCCUGGGGAGAGCACUUCCUGUUGUUGGAAGGUCAUUUCCUGGUAGGAGGAGUCCUGGAGGCUCUCUCCUGUCCCUCACUGUGUCCUACCGCUCCUGUCCUGUCCUUUGUCACACCAUCCCCCUGCUCCCACAAGAUGUCCCCUCAGUAUUAGCUGCCAUAGUUCUCUGUCCUCCAGACAGUAAGGGAGAAGAGCGCAGCUGGGCCUUUCGCCCAACUAGGGACAAAGACUAGGCAUGUCCCUGAGGGUUUUGAGCCAGGCCCUGCAGGGUUUAGCUCGGCACCCAGAUGCACUCAUUAGAUUGAAUGUGAGGGUGGCCAUCUUGAGAGGACAUACGACUCUGUAUUUGGGUUAUUACUAUCUAUCACAUCUCAUCUCCCCUUUGGGAAAAGACUCUCUGGUCCCUAUUGUAUCCGCCUAGAGCUCAUGGUCUCUCUUAGGCCCUGGGCCACUGCCAUGCCACUGGGCCCAGAGACGUGGGCCUUGGCUCUGUCCUGCUCACCUGGAAGUGACAUGUGGUGUUUCCUGUGGUAAAGGCUGAGGCGAGUCAGGAGUCUGCCAGUGUUCAUACUCCCAUGUACAUAGAUUGUUUCACAGCCGCCGCCUCGGCCCAGCAGACAUGGCAGUCAGCAAGCAGUGCUGCCCGCUGCUUUGCCUAGCAACCUGUGGCCGAGGGUCCCCAGAGACCCCCUAACCUCCCAAAUACUAAGAAGCUAAAGUAUUUUAAUAUUUUGUGUUUUUUUUUUUUCUUGGUGCCAGAGUUUAUACCCUGGGUGCUGCGGUCGCACUGUGUUUUAUAUAUAUAUAUAUAUAUGAAAUGUGUAUAUAUAUAUAUAUAUUAUAUAUAUUUUUUGGUUGGGUUUGUUUUUAAUUCAGUCAUAUACAAUGAUGGCAAGCCCUAGCCUCAAAGAAUGUCAUAUCUUAAUGCUAGAGAAUGAGGUGGAAGGGAAGGUGAGUGUCUAUGAGCACCCAGGCCUCAGGGCGAAGUCUCGAAGGGUCUUUCUUCCCUCUUCUGCAGAGGGACCAGAGAUGCUAAGAUGGAAAGGAAGACCAGCUCUCUCUCCCCAAAUAGUAUGGCUUUACAAAGCCUAGUGGCCGUGGGGUGUUUGGGCCACAGGGAAAGGCUGGCCUGGGGUGGGAGACCUGGGGCCCUGAGCUGGCCUCUCCCUCCCCUGUCACAUGGUGCUAGGGGGUCUGCUUUGGAGUGGGAUGUCCACAGGGACCCACAGAACUGUUUCUGUCCCCCUUAACAAUGUGAAGUGACUGAGGUUGGAUUUCCUCUUCCUGCUACCCCAAGCCCCCACAUCCCUUCAACUGCCAGUCCAGUGUCCACCAGCCAUCCGUUCUGACAUCCUGGGCAUGCAAGGGUCCCAAGAUGGGCACAAAGUGGGUCCAGGCAUGGGAGGUGGCCUUCGUUAAUGUCACAGAGCUGUUGGAAGCAAUGCCAAGAGCUAAAUUCAGGCCCCUGAUUCUGAGCCCUGUGCUCUUCCAGUACCACACUGCCUCUGAGCCUGCCUUCAGGACCCUACUGUGUUCCAGGUUCCGUCUGUCCCUCAGUCACAUAGCUGUGGUCAUUCCAGGACAUGGGGACAAACCACUCUUUCCCAGCCAGGUGCCUUUGAGCCUUCCCUUCCAAGACCUGCACUUUUCCCGCUGUGUUCUCGUUUCCAGAGUCCAUCUAUCUUGCUAUCUGGGGCCGUCUUCAUCGUGAGCUGUUCCCUCCUGUGGUUCUCCGCUGUGGUGGAGAGUGUGGGGUGCUCAGAGGGACCGCGUGCAUGGUUUUGGUGUGCAGGGAGCCAUGGCACAUCAUGUUUCUCACUGGGGUCUUGGAACCUGUGGAUCCCAGUCCCUAUGUGAUAUGCUCAAAUGCCCUAUCAGCAAGCUAGAACCAGACUCAGGGUUAGGUCAGCAUGCAUGCCCUUAGCCACACUUCCCACCUUCUGUGAGGAUGGCUCCUAUACUCUGAAAGCUACUCAGACCCUGCGGGAGCUGAGUUAGGUGGUUGGAGUGGCCUUUAGAUAGCAUGCAGCUCUGUUAGUGUCUGUCUCUGGCCUCCAGUGAAAGCAAGAGGUUUGAGACCCUGGCAGAGCGGGGGAGUGGUUCUCUCUGUUCCAUUUCCCUCUAAGAUCUUGGAGACUGCUGCUGUGUCCCUUUCAGUGCUGGGCCUAGAUAGAGGAAGUAGAUGCGUUCGUUCAUCUUAGUAUCUCUUAACUACAAUGUCCACUGAUUGACUGGAAACGUUUGGAAAAACACAAAAACAAGUUGGAAGGAAAUUACUUCUGUUGUUCAGGCCACACCCCAUCCCUUCUUCAGUCUCUAUCAACAGCGUUUGCCUUAUGGGUGCAGCUCACCGGCAGCUGCCUCAUUCAUUCCAGGUUCUAGAGCUUUCUAUGGGGCAGGCACCUCGGCGAGCAUAAAGGAUGAGGACGGAGCUAAAAUGGACUUUCAAACCCUGACGUAUGAGCAGUGGGUGCUUGUGAGUCUGCUCAUUUCCAGAGGAGAAGUACUGGCCUGUCCCACCCCAGAGCCCCCCCAGGUGUGUUAGUGCAAGAGCAAGCUCAGAACCGUCUCACCAUUGGGCUGUGACUGCCAGCCACCCUUCAUCUAGACUGAAGGUUAGCAUUCGCCAGUUUGUUUUCUCUCUAUAUACUGUUUUACACGUGUGUGUGUGUGUUUUAAAAGUAAGUUGCAGUAUCAUGAGGCUGUUUAUCCCUAGUGUUGCCCUAAGGUAGGGCCUUCUACCAGACCAGCCAGUGCCACAGCCAAGACAGUAGCCCUGUUCCACUAACAGCCAUUGUCUAGUCUGUACCUAAAGUUGUCUCCCAACCCCCAUUAUACCCCAUUAUUUUAGUAUUGGAUCCAGCCAGGGCAAGAACAUUUUAUGUUAUUAAAAAGUUUCUUUGAAAGCUAAAAAGUUUUCCUUCUGCCCAUCUCAUUAAAAAAAAAAGUUUGGUUUUUGUUUGUUUGAGACAAGGUCUCAUUAUAUAGCCCUGGCUAGUCUGGAAUUUGUUAUGUAGACCAGGCUAACCUUGGAACUCAUAGAGAUCCACUUGACUCUCAAAAGCUGAGAUUAAAUGUCUGCACUUACCAGGCCCAGUUCAAAAUGGUAUUUUGUUUGUGUUUCUGAGACAUGGUCUCAUCAUGUAAAUCUGACUGUCCUGGAAAAGGUUAUGUGAACCAGGCUGGCUUUGAACUCAGAGAUCCAUCUGCCUCUGCUUCCUGAGUUCUGGGAUUAAAUGUGUGUGCCACUUCUCCCAUCCCCCAAAUGGUAUUCUUUUUAAGGCCAGAGGGUAUGUCAUCGUCUAGAAGUCCCACAUUCCAAAUCUGAUUGUUUCCUCCUGUCGCCCACACACUUUCAAGGGUCAUUUUCCUUGUGUGGAUGUGGCAUUUCCUCUUGCCUGUAGUGAUCCUCCUUCCACUGUCUCCCAAGUGAGGGCCAAACCAUCUUGGGGGAGGGGAAGGGGCUCCCCAAAGAGGCAGCAUCACAUUGGGUAGGGGUUGAGGGCUCUGGGGAGGGGGGUGGUCCUGCUGGACUGAUCCUGGAGGGCCAGGCUUGGCACAGCUUAGAGGAGCCCGGCUGUCCCAUGCUAACCACAGCAUUGGUCUUUCUCCAUCUCUUCCCUUUUCUGUCUUUGUUUUGGUUUCCCUGCUUCUGUUUGGUGGUCCUGAGGGUCUUCAUUCUCUAGAUGGUCAGUGUGCACUGGAGCAGAGAUGAGACCUCAAGCUAUGACAGGGAAGGCCUAGGAGAAAGGCGUCCUCUAGGCGGACCACUGGGUGCAGCGGACGGUCACGUGAUGGCGGUCACGUGAUGGCCUUCCUCCGUAAAUGAGAUGGAGGCUUCAGCAGGGGGUUUCACAUCCACUCGAGAGGCAGCUGUGCUGUGUGAUCUGAGGCUAGGAGUCUGUCCUCACCCCUCCCGCCCCCAGGCCUUCCAUGCAGUGCUGGGUUAGGGUUGUCUGGCUGUGCGCUUGAUAUCCUUACCAGCUCUGAGUAGCCGGGCAAGGACUGAGGGCCAGCGGGAAGGCCAGGGGAGACUCCCUGCAAUGUUUCACCUAAGAAGCUCCCUUCAACCUCUCCCUGGCCUGGAGGAGGAUCCCAGAUGAAAGGGUUUUCUAUGACUGAGUUAGCUUUUCUUAUGGGCAAGAGGGCUCUUUUUGUAAUUUGUGCAUGAAAUUCAUGUUAUUUCCUGGGGAGAGAAGAGGGCCAACUGAAUGGGUGGGGGGCACGUGUGGGAAGCAGGCAGAGGUUUCCUUCCCUGGAGGGGUGGGGAGGGCUCGCAGAGGGCAUGCUACCCAGCUCACCUGAAGAGGGCUCUUGAACCAGCCGUUUUGGGUUGUGUUAAAUGUGGGAACUUUCCUCCAUUAAUGUACAAUCUUGAACUAACUGCUAAUAAAAUGGGAUUCUGUUUGUA
This is a messenger RNA of Mus pahari (shrew mouse), 7812 nucleotides long. It is a transcript of the gene Ndst1, whose product is annotated as N-deacetylase and N-sulfotransferase 1. The transcript is spliced from 15 exons. Lineage: Eukaryota; Metazoa; Chordata; Mammalia; Rodentia; Muridae. Bases 502 to 3150 code for a protein of 882 amino acids. Gene Ontology annotation, cellular component: Golgi apparatus. Gene Ontology annotation, molecular function: deacetylase activity; heparan sulfate N-sulfotransferase activity. The record is from RefSeq and is a predicted model, not a curated record.